This is a messenger RNA of Lachancea thermotolerans CBS 6340, 1710 nucleotides long. RefSeq names its product alpha-mannosyltransferase. The record is from RefSeq and is a predicted model, not a curated record. Gene Ontology annotation, cellular component: Golgi apparatus. The transcript has a single exon. Lineage: Eukaryota; Fungi; Ascomycota; Saccharomycetes; Saccharomycetales; Saccharomycetaceae. The coding region runs from base 1 to 1710 and encodes 569 amino acids. Gene Ontology annotation, molecular function: alpha-1,3-mannosyltransferase activity. Gene Ontology annotation, biological process: protein O-linked glycosylation.
AUGAGGAUCUUCACCAGGAAACUUCUGAAGGUUGGCGCUGCUGCUGUAUGCGUCAUUUGCCUGCUGUAUGCGUAUCAGUCAAGCUUACAUAAUCAUGUUUCGAAAAGCUUAACUGAAGACAUCGCGGCCCAUCUUGUCAAGGACAAGGAGCCAUUCUCCUCUCCCAGUGAGAUUUGUAGCCAGUACUUCCGAAAACUCUACGAACUCGAGCCUAAUUGGUGGAACAGCUAUUCUGAGGGUUGGCAAUUGGCGGCUACGGACUACGAAACAGAAAACUUAAGACUGAUUAUGGAACGCCUCCGAACUUAUGAAAAAUGUCUUGAAAUUGGGGCUCUUCCCUCUAAUAUUCAGGAUAUUGAUAAGCGCAUGUUCCCCUUUAUAAGGUUAGAACAAUCGCCAAUCUUUGAGAGCAGUGACCUAAAAAAAGCCUAUCAAAAUGGGCAGUUCCCAUCGAUGUCAAAUGGCGCUAUAUCCAAAUAUCGAUACAAUCCCCAGCAGUCGUGGUUAGCCAACUGGAAUCGGACCUCGCAAGAAACUAGCGGCCCUACUCGUGGGAUAGUCUUGUCUUUUCCUGAUGCGCAUGCCUCCCUUGUCGUUAGGCUCUUAAAAGUACUUGAGCACCAAGGGAAUCGACUUCCGAUCCAGAUCAUUCAUAAGGGUGAUUUAUCAGACUAUUCAAGAUCUUUAAUAUCUCGGUCACUACCGCCAAAUCAAAGACUAUGGUUUGUCAAUGUCAAGCCAAUGCUUGACCCACAUUUUAUUGACGACUUUUCUUUGUACCGAAACAAGUGGCUGGCCAUGAUUUUCAAUACUUUCUCUACACCCAUCUUUAUUGAUGCAGACGCUGUUUCUGUGCAACCAGUCGAGGACUACCUACAAUCUGAGGCGUACGUAGAGUCUGGAACUAUUUUCUUCAGAGACCGCGCUUUUGCACAUAAAUUCGACUACGAAUAUUGCGUUCCACUCCUUAAAGCCUUGCAGCCAAGUCGGUUAGAAACACUGUAUUUUGGUCAGAGAAGGUUGAUCGACGAACAACUCAUGAUGUCUGAUAGUACCUCUCUAGAACAAAGGAUUGUUCAAAGUUUCUUUGUGGGUGGACAACGUCACCAAAUGGACAGUGGACUCUUGGCGGUUGACAAGUCAAAACAUCUUAUGCCACUCAUGGCGGGGGUUUUUCUAAACCUGGCGCCGAAACUUUCAAAAUGUACGCAUGGAGACAAAGAGACGUUCUGGCUUGCGUUUUUGUUGACGAACCAUGCUUACAGAUUUCAUCCAGAAGAGGCUAGUGCAAUCGGAGAAGAUGACGGUUCUGGCGAGGUUUGCUCUGUCCAACUGGGGCAUACAUCUUCUCAUGGAACCUUGCUUUGGUUUAACAGCGGGUUUAGAGUGUGUAAGUUUGCAGACGCGAUUGAUACCGAUUGGGAAGGAUAUCCAAAAGAGUAUUUGCACGAAACAUUUGCCUCCAUCCAAGAAGCUCGAGAGUAUUACGAGUCCAUGACAAAUAUAAAAGCGGCAGUCCUUCCCGACAUAUCCGUGAACCCAUGGACUGGAGGAUUCGCGGACCUUUGUAUCGGAUACAGGUACUGUGCUAGAGUAUCUCCAGGAAGUGGGCAGCUUAUCAAUUUUAAUGCUGAAGAGCAGAAAAAGAUGCGGGAGAUCGGCAACGCCUGGAUGAGCGCUACGGAAGCUGAAUUGAAUUUUCGCGCCUGA